Messenger RNA from Mauremys mutica (yellowpond turtle), 1065 nucleotides. RefSeq names its product olfactory receptor 52L1-like. Gene Ontology annotation, biological process: G protein-coupled receptor signaling pathway. Lineage: Eukaryota; Metazoa; Chordata; Testudines; Geoemydidae. Bases 121 to 1065 code for a protein of 314 amino acids. The transcript is spliced from 2 exons. Gene Ontology annotation, cellular component: membrane. Gene Ontology annotation, molecular function: G protein-coupled receptor activity; olfactory receptor activity. The record is from RefSeq and is a predicted model, not a curated record.
UCCCCACCUGCAGAUGGAAGAUUCGUCCACCGGAAGCCUGCCACUGUGUCACUCGAAGCCACACUCAGCUUUGGUCUCCGGAGCUGUUCUGCUCGAGUCGGAUGUGGCCCUCAGCAGAUCAUGUCACCCAUCAGCAACGGCAGCCUCAGACCUCCCGCAUUCCUCCUGGUCGGCAUACCGGGGCUGGAAUCCACGCAGCACUGGGUCGGGAUCCCUCUGUGCUCCAUGUAUAUCGUGGCCUUGCUGGGGAACAGCAUUGUUCUGUUUGUUAUAAGGACAGACCCCAGCCUGCAUGAGCCCAUGUACUUCUUCCUGGCCAUGCUGACCAUCACCGACUUGGUCCUGUCCACAUCCACCCUGCCCAAAAUGCUGAGUGUCUUCUGGCUGGGUGAAAGGGAGAUCGAGUUCCAUGCCUGCUUCGCCCAGAUGUUCUUCGUCCAUGCUUCCUCACUGGUGGAGUCAGGCAUCCUGGUGGCCAUGGCGUUAGACCGCUAUGUGGCCAUCUGCAACCCCCUCCGGCAUGCCGCCAUCUUGAAAAUCAGUAUGGUGGCCAAGAUAGCGCUGCUGGUCUUAGUCAGAGGCCUCGUUGUGAUAGCCCCUUUCCCCUUGCUCCUCAUGAAGCUUCCUUUCUGCCAGGCUUACAUCAUCCCCCACUCCUACUGCGAGCACAUGGCCUUGGUGAAGCUGGCCUGCGCAGACACCACGGUCAAUGCAACGUACGGCGUGGUCGUGACCAUGUUAGUUGUGGGGAUGGAUGGCAUGUCCAUUGUUCUGUCCUACGUGAUGAUCCUCCGGGCCGUCUUUGGCCUCCCUUCCACCCAGGCCCAGUUCAAGGCUCUCAGCACCUGCACAUCCCACGUCUGCGUCAUCCUCGUGUUCUACGUCCCUGGGCUCUUCUCUUUCCUGGCGCACCGCUUCGGCCAGAGUGUUCCCCUCCCCAUCCACAUCCUGCUGGCCAACCUCUACCUCCUGAUGCCACCCAUGCUGAACCCCAUUGUGUACGGGGUGAAAACCAAGCAGAUCCGCAGUCGGGUGACCAGGAUCUUCCAUGUGAGGGGCUCCUGA